AUGAAACUGCAGUCCCCCUUUUGCGAUGGAGCAGCAGGAAGCAAGAUAAUUGUGACAACGCGUGAUGCAGAAGUUUCAAAAAUGAUGGGAGCUGGCACUCUAGUUCAUAAUUUGGAGCCUAUGUCAAAUGACGUUUGUUUUCAAGUAUUUGAGCAGCAUGCAUUCAGGAAUGUUAACAGAGAUAUACCACCAAAUUUCGAGUCACUGAAGGAGAAAAUUAUUGCAAGAUGCAGUGGAUUGCCUUUGGCUGGUGAGCAGCAAUUGAUUCUUCUGUGGAUGGCAGAGGGUUUGAUUCAACCACAACCAGAACAUAAUAAGCAAAUGGAAGAUUUAGGAGCUGACUAUUUUCAGGAGCUCUUAUCGAGGUCAUUAUUUCAGAAAUCAAGCCAAAACAAUUCAAAAUAUGUAAUGCAUGACCUCGUUGUUGGUUUGGCACAGUGGGCAGCAGGAGAUAUUUGUUUUAGAUUGGAGGAUAAGCAGAAUAGCGAUCAUGUACAGCUUGGAUGUUUUACGAAGGCCCGCCAUGCGUCCUACAUUUCUGGUAAGUAUGACAUGGUUCAAAGAUUUGAGGCAUUUUCUGAAGUGAAACAUUUGCGCACCUUCCUACCACUUUCAGUUGAUUAUCCUUCAAAUUAUCUAAGUCGUAAGGUUACUUUUGAUUUAUUGCCAAAAUUGCAAUACUUGAGGGUGCUUUCUUUCAAUGGCUAUCAAGUAACUGAGCUGCCAAAUUCAAUUGGUAAAUUGAAGUAUCUGCGGUAUCUUGAUCUUUCUCGCACAGAGAUAAGGAGUUUGCCAGAAUCAACGACCACUCUUUACAACUUACAGACAUUGAUAUUGCAAGGUUGUGAAUAUUUGAAGGCGCUACCCAUAAACUUGAGGAAUCUAGUGAAUCUGCGUCAUCUCAACAAUUCAAAUGUAGGUUCACUAAAAGCAAUGCCUCCCCAACUAGGUCGAUUGACGAAUCUACAAUCUUUGCCUAAUUUUGUGGUGGGGUAUAAGAGAGAUAGGGUCCCUAUUCCAUCUCCGAGGGACAUUGCGGCUCUCAAGAUUAGAGAAUGUGAUCGAUGCUAA
Messenger RNA from Prunus avium (sweet cherry), 1071 nucleotides. Lineage: Eukaryota; Viridiplantae; Streptophyta; Magnoliopsida; Rosales; Rosaceae. The record is from RefSeq and is a predicted model, not a curated record.